This is a messenger RNA of Stylonychia lemnae, 2880 nucleotides long. The record is from the annotation of a GenBank genome assembly. Lineage: Eukaryota; Ciliophora; Spirotrichea; Sporadotrichida; Oxytrichidae.
AUGGCUCAGAGUGAACCAUUCAUCAGGAAUGACUCUCAGAGCGGGAGGCGUGAUCUGAAUACCAGCUAAAUAUCCAACUCUCUGAGGGCUAGCAAUUUGUCGUCCAGGAAUAACCCUACUAAAAUUUCAGGUCUUAAUAACUUAAACAAUCAAAUGUAUUAAAGCCAUAACGUCAAUAGCCAUAAUUCAGGAAACAUGGCUAAUUAAAGCACCAGUUAGAAUGCAUCUUAAACACAACUAAAUAAGCAAUCUAGAAAUGGUGAUCCAUUGAUGUCCCCUCAUGACACUUAGUUUAAAAAGUAAUAUCAAACUCAGGACUCUAAAAAGGCCUCAUUAAUCAUUGGAUCCAAUGAGAAGGACACAAAUCAUAAGCUUCCUCCAUAACAAUCGAAUCAUUUGCGCAAAGAAUCGCAUAACAACAAAAGAAAUUCUAUUCAAAUUGAAAAACCCUCAUCUAGGAAGUCUGAGACUAGAAACUAAAAUUAAAAUCAGCCAUUGGUAUCAAGCACAGGUGGCUCAUUUGAUCAUAAAUUGCAGUAGAGAUAAAACAGUGAAUCGAGACAGUAAAACGAUAAUAAAUCAGUCCUUAAAUCUAAUUAAUAUUGGACUGCACAGGAGUAGAUCAAGAAUCCUUUGAAAAAUUUUGACGAGGCUAAGUAUUCUUCUAAAUCUCAUGGAUUAAUCGUCUCAUACGCAGCCAAUACUCAUUAGGGCAUUCAAAGAAAUUAUAAUGAGGAUAGAGUGUCAAUCAUUCUAAAUAUGACUAGACCAGCUUCCAAAAAGAACUUAUCCAUAUGGCCAAAGUGUUCAUUUUUUGCCAUAUAUGAUGGUCAUGGAGGUUCAUAGUGUGCAGACUUUUUAAAAGAAUAUCUACAUCAAAUCAUUAUUAAUUAAGAUUGCUUUCCUUCGAAUCCUGCAUAGGCUUUGACUAAUGGUUGUUUGGCUGCUGAAUAGCAGUUUACAAGCAUGGCAGACUAAGCUGGAAAACAUGAUAAGUCAGGUUCAUGUGGGAUUAUUGUACUUAUUGUUGAAUAAAACUGUUAUGUAGCAAAUGUAGGAGAUAGUAGAGCAAUAAUGUCAGCUGAACAUGGACAAAAGCUUUUUGUGCUUUCUAGAGAUCAUCGACCUAAUGAAGAUACUGAGAAGAGUAGAAUUACUGAAAACGGUGGAAAAAUAUAUCAAACCUAGACAUACUAAACAUUAUCUCCCUAAAAUUCUUUAAAUCCUUAGCUCUAUGGCAGUUAAUAACUCUUAGUUGGGCCAUUUAGAGUUCUUCCAGGUAGACUAAGUGUUUCAAGGACAUUUGGAGAUAUUGAGGCUAAACUUGAUAAAUAUGGUGGCAAAUAAGGUGUGGUAAUUGCCUAGCCUGAAAUAGCUUAGUUUGCAAUCUAGGAUGACUUGCACGAUUUUAUAAUUCUUGGUUGCGAUGGUAUAUUUGACCGAUUAAAUAACUUAUAAUUGUAAGACUGUGCAUGGAAAACUAUUUAAUAGCAUAAAAACUCUGGGUAAAAUUUAACUAUUCAUCAAGUAUGUGGGAAGAUAGUUGAUUCAAUUCUUCAACUGUCAGCUAUUGAAAAAUCUUUUGAUAAUUUGACCCUAGUCAUUAUAGCUUUUAAAAAUGUAGAUGAGUAUUAUAAUAAAAGAGAUAGUGAUUAGUCAAAUACAAAAAAUAUCAAAAUUUUAGAAGAAGACUCACAACCUAAUUUCGUUCCAAGCACUAUAAACUCAAACUAAUAGACACCGUAAUAGCAAAAUUCUCUAGAGAGAAAUAAAAAAUUAAUGCUUGAAAAGUUAAUUGCUUCAAAAAGAGAUCCAAGACUUUCAUCCAGAGGUAGAUCACACAAUCACUAUGGAGUAAAUAAAGAUGGCAGUGAAAUUGAUUCAUAAUCUCCAUAGAGAUAGGAUUCUGUUGUAAGUUAAAAUGAGUCAGGGCUGCCUUUGCUUAAAUCAAAUUAGAAAUCAACCUUUGGCAUUCAAAAUUAGAUCACUACAAUUUAAUCUAGAAAGACGAACAGGAAUAAAUUUCUACAACAAAGUACAAAUACGAAUGGCAAGACAAAUUAUCUGGCUUAGUAGCAACAAAUUUUAGACACUUAAAAUUAGCAAGAUAGUAUCACUAAGCAAAACUCUAUGAAUUCCAAUUAAACUUAGCAAUCAAAUAGUAAUGGCUCUACUUUGAGUCAAAUAGUCAACUCACGAAAUAGAGCAUUAGCCUCAUUCUACAAUUCCGAGAAGUUAAAUCAAUAGCCUCUACCAUAGACAACACAGCAGCAAGCAAAUGAUUAUUCUAGCCUUUAUAGAAAAUCUAGACAAGGCUUGAAUUAAAUGCAAGUUAGUAAUGGUUUUAAUAAAAGCUCUCCAACUUAGGAUUAAAACUCAAGACCAAAAUCUAACUCUAGAAGUAACUAAACUGAAUUGAAGAAAACUGUAAAUAAUAUAGUUAAUCCAUCGUAGUCAAUCAUUAAUCCUUCAUCAAGUAACUAGUUUGAUAUAAAUGCUGCAAAUACUCCCUAGAAAUAUGGUAGUUUCUAAUUCCCUUCAAGACCAAAUAAUCUAACUUAAUCUCUAUUCAAUUAAAAUUACACUCCUAAGUAGAAUAGUGGUGUGGCCAAAUUGAACUAAGGUGGACCAAGUCUAGGGGGGUCAAUAGUAAAUACAGGACUAGGGACUUUAAACAGAGAUGAGAAUAAUAAUAAUAAUAGAUUGAGUCUUAAUUAUGAUAAAAGCAGUUUUCUUAAAAACCCCAAUAAUACAAAUCCUUAAAACUCCAAUAUAUCGCCAGAUAAAAAGAAAAAUUUGCCUUCUUUAAAGGGUCCGAAAGCACAAGCUGAUGAAAGUAUUAGCAAGCAAAGUAUAUUACUCAACAAAAAGAAGCCUUGA